Messenger RNA from Lactuca virosa, 1600 nucleotides. The record is from the annotation of a GenBank genome assembly. Lineage: Eukaryota; Viridiplantae; Streptophyta; Magnoliopsida; Asterales; Asteraceae.
GCAGCACCCCGCUUCCCCCUUUCUCUCUCUCACACACAGACGCACAUACACAGAGCAUAGGCACAAAAAUGGCGUCGUUGGCAUCGAGUCUCUCGUGUACAGUUUCCCGCCUAAAUCUUUUUGCAGAACUGUCACUUAAUUACCAUUCAAUCACAAUAUACAGAACAUUAUCAUCAAAAUUAAGACCAAUGAAAUCGUUGUAUCAUCAUAGAUCAUUCAAUUCGCCAUUUUCAUCCUAUACCUGUAAGUCCACAAUUUCGAAUUGCUCGAAGACCCUGGGUUCGAACACAGUUUUUUAUGACAAUUUGGUUGUUCUGGGAAUCGAGACAAGUUGCGACGACACUGCGGCAGCUGUUGUUAGAAGUAAUGGUGAAAUCCUAAGCCAAGUUGUAUCUUCUCAGGCAGAUCUGCUUGCAAAGUAUGGAGGAGUAGCUCCUAAAAUGGCAGAAGAAGCUCAUUCCCAAGUGAUUGAUCAGGUAGUACAAGAUGCACUUGAUAAGGCUAAUUUAACUGAAUCAGAUCUUUCUGCAGUUGCAGUUACCAUUGGUCCUGGGCUAAGCCUGUGUCUAAGAGUUGGCGUGCAAAAAGCUCGGAAAAUUGCUGCUAUUCAUCAGUUGCCUAUUGUUGGUGUGCAUCACAUGGAAGCUCAUGCUUUAGUAGCCAGAUUGUGCGAAAGGGGCUUGCAGUUCCCUUUUAUGGCUCUUCUUAUCUCAGGGGGACAUAACCUUAUAGUUCUUGCACGCGAUCUUGGUGAUUAUUUACAACUGGGGACCACUAUUGAUGAUGCGAUUGGUGAGGCAUAUGACAAGUCAGCAAAGUGGCUUGGCCUUGAUUUGAGGAGGAGUGGUGGGGCAGCCAUUGAGGAGCUUGCUCUAAGGGGUGAUGCUCAAUCUGUGAAAUUCUCUGUUCCAAUGAAACAACAUAAAGAUUGUAACUUUUCUUAUGCUGGUCUCAAGACUCAACUCAGGCUUGCAAUUGAAUCAAAAAAUAUUGAUGGUGGGAUCCCUUUGUCUUCUGCAAGUGUUGAAGAGCAAGGCAUACGAGCUGAUAUUGCUGCCUCUUUCCAGAGGGUUGCUGUAUUGCAUUUAGAAGAAAAGUGUGAACGUGCAAUUCAAUGGGCUUUAGAGAUUGAGCCUUCAAUCAAACAUUUGGUUGUUGCAGGAGGUGUUGCCUCCAACCAAUAUGUGAGAAGUCGGCUCCAAGAGGUUGUUGGAAGGAACUCACUCCAACUUGUCUGCCCUCCUCCAAGUCUCUGCACUGACAAUGGUGUAAUGAUUGCUUGGACCGGCAUUGAGAACUUUCGUAUGGGAAGAUUCGAUCCUCCACCGCCUGCCAUUGAACCCGAGGACAGUCAGCUUGAUUUGAGGCCAAGGUGGCCACUGGGGGAGGAAUAUGGUAGAGGAAGAAGUGUAGCUCGCUCAAUGAGAACAGCUCGGAUUCAUCCAUCUCUCACUUCACUCACACAACACCAACGUCAAUAAACUACUCAUUCAUUUUUAAAUGCAUGUAUCAAGUUUGUUUUAUAUCGUUUUUAAGCUAAUUGCUUACAAACUCACUAAUACUUACUUCUAUUAUAUACUUCUUAAAUCACGAUAUCAUA